AAAUAAAAAUGUAGUAAGAAAAACGCGGAAAAUAUACUGAAAAUCUAGGGACGGACCCUCCCUCCGUGUCCUCGUCUGUUUCUUUCUUGUUCUACAUCUACUUAUUUGUAGAAUUUAAAUUAGAGAUUUGGAUCCGAGCAGUCGAACCGACUCUCGGACUGUGCGUUUCGCGUCUCUCUCUCUCUCUCUCUCUCUCUCUCUCUUCCGGUGCCGGUGCUGUUUAUUGUCUUUGCAGAGAGAGGGAGACGAUCUAAUCCUCAUUCUUCCACUCUUCAGCUGUUGAAAAUUCUGUGAUACUGCGUUUGCUAGCAAAUUCUUUUACUGAUUAGUCAGUUUCCUGGAAUUUUGCAUCAAAAUGUUGUUGCCACCUUUUGACCUGUGAUUUUUGCGGUAGGAUCACUAUUUGUUGUUCUUUUUCUUGCUAGCAGCGGUCACGUCAUUGUUGGUUUUACUCUAAGAUGGCUGUUGUUCGCUAAAUAAAGGUACCUCUUUUUCCUUUUCUUGGUAUUCACAAUGGGCAGUUGUGCAUCCACACCAUUGCGCACGAUUAAACCAAGGAGGAAAUGCCAUCAUCAUUCUGGAAAAAAGCAUGGAAAGCGUUGUAUUUCUAUUCCUAAGGGAAUAAGGAAAAGGAAUAGUGAUGCAGGAACUCUCAUAACAGAUUUUGCUGUUAGUGAGUUUGUUCAAACAACCACCUGCAGAAGAUCUGAAAAUUCCAAUUCGACAUUCCAUCUCACUCAAAUGCAAUGGCACCAUAGUCAGGUUGAUGCUAAUGUAAUUUGCCAAGAGGAAGCAUGGUUUGACUCACUCAGUAUUCUGGAGUCUGAUUCAGAUGAUGAAUUCAGUAGUGUGUUUGGAGACAGUUUCCCUAGCAUUUCGAGUGGCCAAGUGCUUCAAUAUGAAACUUCAUCAUGCUUUGUGGAUAACAAGUUAUACAAAGAAUGCUAUGAAAGGUAUCUGAAAAUUGAUGGUGGUAAAACAGAGAAGUUACUGAGCAAAGAUGCGUUCAAGGACUCGAAUGGAUUUGCACUUAUAAAUGCCCAGGGCUAUGAACUUGCUCGCUUGGGAAAGGCUGAAGAAUUUUCAACCAAGACGAAGACAAAAUUAGACAGGUCUUAUGGAAGCUUUAACUCUUUAAAGGAGAAUAAACAUGACUUUGAAGAGAAAACCCAAGAGAACUUUAUGAAAUCUGGCUUACCUCGGCUUAUUCCUUCUUUAAGCUUUAAUGACAAGAUAAUCAAUGCAACGUGUUGUACAGCUCAAUCUCAAAAAAGGAAAUCAACAGUUAUCAGGCUUUCAUUAAAGAGGACAUCUGUUGAUGCAGAAGAGUAUAGUGCAUCAAAAAGAUUCGUGUAUCGUCCUAGGGCUGGACUCCUAAUCCCAUGUUGCAAGGAAUUGAAGCCAACUCCAGGAUGUUGGUCUGAGAUUGAACCCUCAACUUUUAAACUCCGUGGUGAUAAUUAUUUCAAAGAUAAGCGGAAAUCCCCUGCUCCAAAUUGCAGUCCUUAUAUUCCAAUUGGUGUUGAUUUAUUUGUGUGCCCAAGAAAGGUUAACCACAUUGCCCAACACCUUGACCUUCCUUCUGUCAAAGCAGAUGGGAAUCUGCCUCCGCUCUUAAUUAUCAAUAUUCAGUUGCCUACUUAUCCUGCUCCAAUGUUCCUUGGUGAUAGUGAUGGCGAGGGCUUGAGUCUUGUCCUCUAUUUCAAACUUUCUGAAAGUUUUGAGAAAGACAUCUCUCCCCAAUUUCUGGACGGCAUCAAAAGAUUGAUUGCUGAUGAUAUGGAAAAGGUUAAAGGGUUUGCAAAAGAAACCACAGUUCCUUUUAGAGAAAGGCUAAAGAUCAUGGUUGGGGUGGUUAAUCCCGAUGAUCUUGUCUCAUCUUCUACUGAAAAGAAGCUUUUACAUGCUUAUAAUGAAAAGCCAGUCCUUUCACGCCCCCAACACAAUUUUUAUCAGGGCCCAAAUUACUUUGAGGUUGACCUCGACAUUCACCGAUUCAGCUACAUAGCAAGGAAAGGACUUGAUGCCUUCCGAGAUCGUUUAGGAAAUGGAAUACUGGAUCUGGGUUUAACAAUCCAGGCACAAAAACCAGAAGAACUGCCAGAAAAAUUGCUUUGCUGUGUGAGACUGAACAAGAUUGACUUUGUUAAUCACGGCCAAAUUCCAACUAUAGUAGCAGCAGAUGAGGGUUGAUUUAACAUGCAUAUCAAAGUUUUCUAUUCAGCUUGUGGGAGGGGUUGAUUUAAAUAAAAUUUAUAUCAAAGUUUUCUACGCGGCGUCUGGGAGGAUCGUUCAAUAUGCCAGUUAUACAUGUACACAUUUAAAUUCCCUGCAAUUCCAGCCUUGCAUAAUUGAAAGGAAAAGGGAAAAGGGAAAAGGAAAAAUUUGUUUUUUCUGUAGGCAAAAAAUAAAAUGUCCUUUCACCUUUGAUGUAUAAAAAUUAUGUUAACAUUGAAAUGCUUUAUUAUUAUAUUAUGUUAUAUUGUUUCAGACCUUGUUAUCUGAAGAAAGUGCUUGGUCACUGGCAUUAUAGAUGUAGAACCAUUGAUUUUUA
This is a messenger RNA of Camellia sinensis, 2554 nucleotides long. Lineage: Eukaryota; Viridiplantae; Streptophyta; Magnoliopsida; Ericales; Theaceae. The record is from RefSeq and is a predicted model, not a curated record.